CGUUUAUUUAUUCGUGUCGUUUAUGGCGUCAUUUCUUGUGAUGCUGGCAAACAUCUCGAAAUACCAUAAAGAUCAAGCAAAAGUUUUAUCUAACCAAACAUGGCUUUCAUUUACCGACCUACAAGCCUGCUUCCCAGGUUAAGGAACUUCACACUCGCUAGACCAGCGUGUGCAGCAUUAAAGACUUCAGUUCGCCUUCAAGCAACAAAUACAACCACAGCAAGCGAAGAUCAAGUCAAAUCGUACAACGAAAUCCCAGGUUCGGGAACCCUCAAGUCUCUUUACAACUUUCUUUUAAAAGAUGGAAUAUCUCGAAUGCAUCUAACCCAGCAAGAAUCAAGAGACAAACACGGUCCCAUUUGUCGAGAGAUUCUUGGGCCUCACAAGACAGUGUAUGUCUUUGAUCCCGAUGUGGUUCAACAAGUGUUCCGAAAUGAAGGAGAGUAUCCAGCAAGAGAACCCUCUUCCCCAAUAUGGCAGAUGUACAAGAAAGACCGAGCUCACAGCGAAGGUGUUUUAACUUUACAUGGAGAAGACUGGUAUAAAGCUCGCUCAGCCUUAAGUAAAAAAAUGCUCAAGCCCAAGGUGGUGAGCGAGUAUGCACCCGAGUUAACAGGUGUCAUGCAAGACUUUGUUGGAAGGGUGAUGGAACUGAGGGAGUCUUCACAAGACAAGACUGUCCCAAACCUACAGAAUGAGCUCUUCAAGUGGUCUUUGGAAUCUAUUGGAACAGUUCUAUUUGAAAAAAGAUUUGGUUCUUUUGAGAAGCCUCCAUCAAAAGAAGCUCAACACUUCAUCAAUGCUGUGCAGACAGUGUUCAGUUCAUUCCUUAAGUUGCUUCUGUAUCCUGAAUGGAUGGCAAAAAUGUACAAAACUAAGCGUCUGAGGGCUUUCUAUGAUGCCAUGGAUGUCAUGUAUGACUUUGGAGAUGCUUUAGUACAAGAAAAAAUGAUUGAAAUUGCUGAAAAUGCUAGAGAGAUCGAUGAGGAUAAAGGGGCAGAGUUCUUGACAUUUAUUGUUGCUAGCAAGAAACUAUCCUCCAAAGAAAUCACAGCCAAUCUUGUAGAGAUUUUAAUGGCAGCUGUCGACACUACAUCAAACACAAGUUUGUGGACAAUGUACAACCUAGCAAGAAACCCAGAAGUACAAGAACGACUGCACAAGGAGGUGACCUCCGUGCUGAAGCCAGGAGAAAUAGCUACACCAAGCACAAUCAAUAAAAUGCAUUACCUGAAAGCAUGUAUCAAGGAAACUUUAAGAUUAUUUCCCGCUGCAAUUGAAAAUGCUCGUAUAUUUGACAGAGAUGUCCCAAUAAUGGGUUAUAACAUCCCAAAAAAUGCAAUGGUUCGUAUUCCUAUUUACGCGAUGGGUCGAGAUGCUAACCUGUUUGAUGAUCCCCUGUCCUACAAACCAGAGAGGUGGCUGAGAGGUGACAAAUCCCAUCCAGACUACCAUCCUUUUUCAUCUCUUCCCUUUGGAUAUGGUGUUCGCAUGUGCUUGGGUCGUAGAGUUGCUGAAAUGGAGAUGUACCUACUUUUCUCAAGGAUCAUGCAGCUAUUUCAACUUGAAUCCAUGAAUGACGUGAAACCAGUGACAAGAGGAGUGCUUGCUCCUGACAAAGACGUACUCAUCAAGUUCAAUAAGCGCUAGUGUGGGGUUUUCCAUACAAGUGUGAGAAAUUCAAGACUUCGAAAUUAAUACAUUUCAUCACUUUUAUAAAAAGUGUUAUAAAAUAUGUGUUCAUAUCAAACAUGAUUCACUGUUACGACACAAAAUGUAAUAACAACGCAAAAUGUAAUAACUUUUGACGCAAAAUGUAAUAACUUCAAUAACGCAUUUUAAAUAUCCAGAAAAUCAAUAUUUGCUCGGUAUACGAACCAUACCAGAUGACUUUAACUUGAAUUUCACAUGAACCGUUAAGAUAAAUAUUCAUGUUGAAUACGCGAUUUCAACGUGUGGAUUUUACAAGGCAAGUCCACUCACUCCAACAGUAGUAUAUGUGAGGGAAAAUCAGCAACUCUUCAUAUAUAUCACCAAUAUCAAGCCAACUCAGGAUCAACAUACUCCAGUUAUUUUAAUAAUUGAAGUAUGUUAAAACUAUGCUAUUGAAUCCCGACAUGUCUCAUGGAUAAGGGCUAGUUUAUUAUUCAUUAUUGUCAACUUAUUAAUCAUUUUAUUGAGUAAAUAAUACUUUUAAAAAAUUACCACAUUAUGGUAAAAAACGUACCAAAAUAACAUAAAUUAAUUAGAAUGUUCAUCAACUAGCAAUAAAAAAAUACAUAAAAAUUAGCAUUUAAUCUUAGCAAAAAGUCGCGGCAUUUGUUUAAUAUCUCGUAAUUUGAAUGUAGUCUAACCAGUUUUUUCCCAAGACGAUUCUCUAUUCUGUUCUGUUCGGUUCUACUGUGUCGUUUACGUCCAUUCAGUAAACAUUGAUUUUAAAAUGCGUUAUUGAAGUUAUUACAUUUUGCGUCAAAAGUUAUUACAUUUUGCGUUGUUAUUACAUUUUGUGCGAGUUAUUACAUUUUGUGGCGUAACAUUCACUCAUCACUCACAGCACCUAAGUAUUGCACCAAUCAACCGGCAACCAACCAACCUCGUCAACAAUACUCUGAAAGCAAGGACCUCUUAAAGCAAGGUACAAAGCCUACUCAGUCAAACUGCUUCCCAUGCUGUACAAAGACCAGAAUCGUAAGGAAUCUAAGCAAUGCUUUAGUGUAAUAAAUGAAAAAUGUAAAGUGUUAAGAACAUUUUUAGCUUUUAAAAAAAUCAUAUUCGCAUGUUUUAGGUAUAGGGUAAGGUACGACACGAAUGGCCAUUGUUCAAUCUGAAUGUUGUAUAAAUGGGCUUUUGACAGCAUUUAUUAAAGGUAAAGAAGAGCCUUUCUGGAAAAUGAAGAAGAAUUCGUACUCGUAUAAAUAGACCAUUUUAUUAUAUCCAUGCAUAUCAUAUACAAAAUUAAAGCCAAGCAUGUAGAUAUUAGAUUUGAAAGUUUUGCAACUGAUCAUGAGUAUGGUUUAAACUGGACCAAUAAAAAAAGGUUAUGAGAACAAA
This is a messenger RNA of Actinia tenebrosa (Australian red waratah sea anemone), 3051 nucleotides long. RefSeq names its product sterol 26-hydroxylase, mitochondrial-like. The record is from RefSeq and is a predicted model, not a curated record. Lineage: Eukaryota; Metazoa; Cnidaria; Anthozoa; Actiniaria; Actiniidae.